AUGUCUCCCAGCAUAGUCCAACUUCCAUUCAUAAACGUACUUGUUCCUGUUCGGCUUACCUUCUCCUUCGGAGUCCUCGUUGUCAGUAUUAAAGCAAAUGUUGACAAGACUCUUGACGGGCGUGAAUGGGAGUCUAUGCUCAGUCACAAUGUGCUACUCGCCUGUGGCAUCUGCAACUUGGUGUGCGCUUUUGUCUCGCUUUUCCUCGCCUACAUCAGAGACGAAAAGCAACUUCCUCCUCAAACUCGUUGGGAAUGUGCGCUCUAUGGUCUCAUCACGCGUCUCGUCCUCUUGCCCUUAUGCAUCACAACUACCGUCUUGGUGGCGCUCGAGGCCACCAACUUUUCCGGUGUCGAGUUGGCGUGGGCAGAGUAUACACUCGCAUUACUUUCGGUGACAUUAAUUGUGGGCCUGGGUCGCAAGAUUCAUGCUAUGCGAGAAGCAAACGUAGCAGGAGAGCAAGAAGUGCAGAGAAUACUCAAGAACAUGAGAAGGUUGUCCAGUUGUACCACUGCAGUCUCAACGCCGCAGGUUCUACCGCAUAUCAUUCGCAAUUCGCCUGAAGGUGACAUCGAAUCUCUAUAUCUCGCAGAACCUCUCGGCAAUGAAAAGGCGCCUACUGUCUCUACGCUCACCUUUGAGGAUUCUCGUGGUGGCGAGUAA
Serendipita indica DSM 11827 is the source of this 663-nucleotide messenger RNA. NCBI's taxonomy places the organism in Eukaryota, Fungi, Basidiomycota, Agaricomycetes, Sebacinales, Serendipitaceae. The record is from the annotation of a GenBank genome assembly.